AUGCCUUACCUUCACGAGUACGACUACAUCUUCGCCAUUGGUGUCAUCUUCGCCGCGCUCGAUGCGUUCAACAUCGGUGCCAACGAUGUCGCCAACUCCUUCGCGACUUCGGUCUCGUCGCGCUCCCUCACGAUGAGGCAGGCGACCUGCUUGGCCGCCAUCUGUGAAUUCUUAGGAGCUGUACUCGUCGGAGCCAAGGUUUCCGGCACCAUCAAGAACGGUAUCAUUUCUCUCUCCACUUUCGACAACAACCCGGGUGUCCAGAUGCUCGGCUUCACUUGCGCCCUUGUUGCCUCUGCCACUUGGCUCAUGAUCGCCACCUACAACUCGUGGCCUGUUUCCACCACCUACUCCAUUGUCUCUGCCCUCGCCGGCGUCGGUGUUGCCCUCAAGGGUGCUGGCGCUGUCCAGUGGGGCUGGAACAACGGCAAGGGUCUCGCCACCAUCUUCGCCGGCUUCGGUAUUGCCCCGGCCAUCUCUGCCGGUUUCGCUGCCGUGGUCUACCUGAUCACCAAGUUUGCUGUUCUUGACCGCAAGAACUCGCUCAAGAAGGGCCUUAUGCUCUCCCCCUUCUACUUCUUCACUGUCAUUGCUGUCCUCACCAUGUCUAUCGUCUACAAGGGCUCACCCUCCCUCAAGCUCGACAAGCUGCCUGAGGUCACCAUCGCCCUUGCGAUCGUCCUCACCGCCCUCGUCGUUUCCAUCCUUGCUAUCAUCUUCUGGAUCCCCUACGUCUACUGCAAGGUUGUUCGCCGCGACUACACCCUCCGCUGGUGGCACUUCCCCCUCGGCCCCCUUCUCUGGAAGCGCCCUGCUCCCCCCGCCCACGAGGACCCCAACCACCAGCACGUCCAGGACUACCGUGUUUACGGCCGUGACGACGAGCGCCCUGCCGGCACCACCUCCGAGACUGUCGCUGUUGUUUCCCCUCCUGUCGCUGGUGCCGAGUCUGGCAACAACUCGAUCGAGAACGAGGCCGAGAUUGAGGGCAAGGCUUGGGGUUCCGAGAAGGACGUCGAGGCUGGUGAGCCCCAGCUCCACAACCAGCCCGCUCCCGCCCAGCCUGCCCGCCUCGCCGAGCUCGAGCAGGAGGACCAGCACAAGAUCGAGGGCUCGUGGUUCCUUCCCCAGAACCUCUGGAUCCUCAUCCGCUACAAGAUCCCCGGCAAGCUCCUGAAGGGCUGGAACUUCGAUGUCCACGAGGCUCAGAAGGGCAAGACCGACAAGGAGGCCGCGCGUAUCCGCGAGAUGCACGAGAACGCCAACCAGUACGACAACGAGACCGAGCACAUGUACUCGUACCUCCAGGUCAUCACUGCUUGCACCAACUCUUUCGCCCACGGUGCCAAUGAUGUCGCCAACGCUGUUGGCCCCUUCUCUGCCAUCUACUACGUCUGGUCUAAGGGUGUUGUCACCCCCAAGGACACGCCCACCCCCACCUGGGUCCUCGUCUUCGGUGCUGCCAUGCUCGUCAUCGGUCUCGCCACCUACGGCUACAACAUCCUCCUCGCUCUUGGUAACCGCCUCACCCUCAUGUCGCCCUCGCGUGGUUUCUCGAUGGAGUUCGGCGUUGCCAUCACUGUCCUCCUCGCCUCGCAGUACGGUAUCCCCGUCUCGACCACGAUGUGCAUCACUGGUGCCACCGCCGGUGUCGGUCUUGUCUCCGGUGGCCCUAAGGCUGUCAACUGGCGCGCGUUCGGCCACAUCUUCCUCGGCUGGGUCCUCACCGUCCCCGUCGCCGGUGUCGCCGCCGGCUGUCUCUGCGGUCUCUUCAUCAACGCUCCCCACUGGUAA
Trichosporon asahii var. asahii CBS 2479 is the source of this 1794-nucleotide messenger RNA. Its product is annotated as sodium:inorganic phosphate symporter. NCBI's taxonomy places the organism in Eukaryota, Fungi, Basidiomycota, Tremellomycetes, Trichosporonales, Trichosporonaceae. Gene Ontology annotation, cellular component: membrane. The transcript has 2 exons. The record is from RefSeq and is a predicted model, not a curated record. Bases 1 to 1794 code for a protein of 597 amino acids. Gene Ontology annotation, biological process: phosphate ion transmembrane transport.